GCCUAGCAAUCAUUCUCAACUUGCUCUUAGCAAUCAAAGUACCAAGUAUUAAAAAUUAGCAAAAUGUGUGCUAAAAUUGCCUUGUUUGCCGUAUUCUUGGCGGGAGUCAGUUGCAUGAGCAUACCAUAUGGAAGACCAGCGUUUUUCUUAGAAGACCAUGCAAAUUUAAUGAACGAUGAUUUUGAAGAUCAGUAUUUUAAACAUCCUCAAGAAUCUGUUUACCCGAUUUACCGGAAUACAAGAGUUCGUCGCCAAGCUCGUGGUGUUUUGAAUACAAACCCUGAUGGUUCCACCAAUAUUAUGGCUAAAUUGCCUUUGGCUGGCAAUGAUAAGAAUAUUGUGAGUGGUAUCGGUAGUCUUGGUGGUUUAAAGGAAGGUGGUGGCUACAGUUCUGCUACUGCUGGCUUAGCUUUAGACAAUGUAAACGGCCACGGUCUGAGUGUCACCGGUAAACACAUUCCAUCCUUCGGUGAUCAGCUUACAGCAGCUGGAACGGCAAACCUUUUCCACAACGACAAUCACGAUCUGUCUGCCAAUGCCUUCGCCACAAGGAGCUUCCCCAACAACCCAGUGAUCCCCAACUUCAACACCUAUGGUGGUGGUGUGGACUACAUGUACAACAACAAAGUUGGUGCAUCCCUUGGCAUGGCACACACUGAUCUCCUGAAGCGUACAGACUACUCAGCUAUGGGCAAACUGAAUCUCUUCCGCGACCCUACAUCUUCAUUAGAUUUCAAUGCUGGAGUCUCUAAAUCAAUAUCACCAUACAUGCCUAGUCAGUCAUGGCAACCAUCAGCUGGACUAUCUUUUAGCAAAUAUUUUUAGAACUAUCUUACUAGACCAAAUAUUGUAAAUAUCUGUAAAUGUCUGAAUGAUCUGAUUCUUUUAAUUUGUUUAACAAGCAAUAGUUAUGAGAUCAUAUUCGUCAAUAAUAAUAUCUAUGUACCUGAUCUCUUUAUUGCAUUUGUCAUGCCAAAGUUUAGUUAAAUUCUCAGUCGAUUCGUCUUCAGAUCUUGUAAUAAUCAUAAGGCCAUUAUUGUUAGAAUUAAGUAUUACGCUUGAUUAGAUUUAAAAUUAAAUUACUCUUGAAA
Messenger RNA from Maniola jurtina (meadow brown), 1091 nucleotides. RefSeq names its product attacin-like. The record is from RefSeq and is a predicted model, not a curated record. The coding region runs from base 64 to 825 and encodes 253 amino acids. The transcript has 3 exons. Gene Ontology annotation, cellular component: extracellular region. Gene Ontology annotation, biological process: defense response to bacterium. Lineage: Eukaryota; Metazoa; Arthropoda; Insecta; Lepidoptera; Nymphalidae.